AUGCAACCAACUCAAUUGACGGGCAGGCCUAGGAUCAACAAGGCGGGGUUGAUUGUAACUGCUGAGCUUGAUGAGGCUAUCUCAAGGUGUAGACGCAAGGUUCAGAGAUUAGCGAAGGACUGCCGGAGAGGGAACAGGCGAUACCGUGAUAUCGAUUUCGACUUAUUGGAGGAUCAGGACCAUUGCCUGCAUGGCUACAUUACCGAUCCUAACUUCAAGAAGCAUACCCCUACAGAGGCUCUGCGUGUCGCUCAAAUAUUCGAAGAUCCCAAGUUCUUCGUAGACGGCGCGACGGCGAGUGAUAUCGCACAAGGCCACAUAGGAGAUUGUUGGUUCGUCAGUGCCUUGUCCGUGGUGGCCAACGCCGGAUUGAUUGAGCAAAUCUGCGUGGAGCGAGAUGAGAAAGUAGGCAUCUACGGCUUCAUUUUCUGGAGGGACUCAGGAUGGGUGGACGUCAUUAUCGACGAUCUUCUUUUUGUGAGAGUUCCUCGCUGGACGGAUCUCACGGAAAGAGAGCGCAUGCUGUAUAAGAAUGACCAAGACGUAUACGCUAAGGAAGCGAGGAAGGGAAGUAAGGCUCUCUAUUUCGGCAAGUCGCAAGGAGAUAACGAAACGUGGGUACCGCUGAUUGAGAAAGCCUACGCUAAGUUGCAUGGGGAUUAUACAUCCCUGGAGGGAGGCUAUACGAACGAAGGUGUAGAAGAUCUGACCGGUGCGGUGUCGACUUUGAUGUACACACAGGAUAUCCUCGAUCCCGACGAGUUCUGGACUAGUGAACUCUUGUCAGUUCACGAGAACCGUGCCUUCGCUUGCUUCAUUCCUAGCAAGCCGAACACGACUCAACAGAACACUAACGGUCUUUUCAUGAACCAUGCAUAUUCUGUCACAAAAGCCGUCGAGUUCAAUGGCAAGAGGUUCCUGAAGGUCAGGAAUCCGUGGGGGGAGAAGGAGUGGAACGGCAGGUGGAGCGACGGGAGUAAGGAGUGGAACGGAGAGUGGCUCGAAGCGCUUUCCGCCCUCAAUUACAAGUUUGGCAAUGACGGAGAGUUCAUCAUGGAGUACUCCGAUUUCCUCAAAACUUGGGAUGCCGUCGAGAAAUGCCGAUUCUUCGACAAGGAGUGGUCCUGCAGCCAACUCUGGUUGUGGGCAAACUUGGGUACCUAUCCGCGCCCUACGAACUUCGGUGACAUCUCCUUCACGUUCUCGCUCUCAAAGGAUACCGACGCUGUGAUCGUCCUUGCCAAACUCGAUGAGCGGUACUUUUGUGGUGUGGGGAGUCAAUACUACUUUAGUCUGCAUUGCCAGGUCUUCAAAGAAGGAGAAGAUGAACCUGUUGCUAUCUCCAUGCACAACAAACUUUGGGACCGGAGCGUCAAUCUGGAGGUUUCUCUGGAGGCGGAUAACUAUGUCGUACAGGUGCGUGAUUUAUGA
Messenger RNA from Stereum hirsutum FP-91666 SS1, 1431 nucleotides. Its product is annotated as cysteine proteinase. The coding region runs from base 1 to 1431 and encodes 476 amino acids. Gene Ontology annotation, molecular function: calcium-dependent cysteine-type endopeptidase activity. NCBI's taxonomy places the organism in Eukaryota, Fungi, Basidiomycota, Agaricomycetes, Russulales, Stereaceae. The transcript has 11 exons. The record is from RefSeq and is a predicted model, not a curated record. Gene Ontology annotation, cellular component: cytoplasm. Gene Ontology annotation, biological process: proteolysis.